CCUGGGCCUCCCCGGCGAGCGGCCAAGCCCGGCCCUGGGCCGGCACCCGCCGCCCGUGGCCACCAGCAGAGAGAAGCAGGCCCGCAUGGUGCAGGGCCGCCCUGCCCAGCCCCCAGAACCCAAAGUGCUGAGAAUCGCCAUCAUCGGAGCGCCCAACGCCGGCAAGUCCACGCUUUCCAACCAGCUCUUGGGCAGAAAGGUUUUCCCAGUCUCGAAGAAAGUGCACACAACCCGAUGCAAAGCACGCGGUGUCAUCACGCAUGAGGACACACAGCUGAUCAUUCUGGACACGCCUGGUCUCACUUGUCCCAUGAAAGCCAAAAGGCAUAAACUAGAGGCAGCCAUGCUGACAGACCCGUGGGACAGCAUGAAACAUGCAGAUCUAGUUCUGGUUUUGGUGGAUGUCUCAGACCAUUGGACACGAAACUCUCUGAGCCUGGAGGUGCUGAAAUGUCUUUCUCAGUUUCCUCAGAUUCCCAGUGUCCUGGUUCUGAACAAGGUGGAUCUGCUAAAGAAGAAGUUCAUCCUGCUGGGACUCAUAAAUGAGCUAACAGAGGGAAUUCUAAAUGGAAAGAAACUGAAAGUGCGGUCUGAAUUUGAACAUAAUUCCAGUUCUCCUGCAAAAACUGUUCUUAAAGUCACUCAGACUCCUCCACCUGAGAACAGAGCUCAGGAGUCUCUUUGUCAGCUGGAAACAGAUAAAGCCCAGGAAGGCUCUAGUUUGGAUAACAGCAGCACUAUGAAGGCUUCUGAGUCCAGUCCUGUUACAGAAGCAGAAGGGCAAAAGGCCUACAAAUAUGGAGAUCUGAAAAAUAGGAAAGGCUGGCCACAUUUCCAGGAUAUCUUCAUGCUGGCAGCUCUCAAUGGAGAGGAAGUGGAUACGCUGAAGCAGUACCUCCUGAUGCAAGCCAAGCCAGGUCCGUGGGAGUUCCACAGCAGGGUCUUGACCAGCCAGUCACCUCAUGAGAUCUGUGAUAAUAUCAUCAGGGCGAAGAUACUGGAGUACCUGCCACUGGAAGUCCCCUAUGGUGUGACUCAGGUGACAGAGCUAUGGGAGGAAGGGCCAAGCGGGGAGCUCGUCAUUGUGCAGAACCUUGUGGUCCCAAGAAAGUCUCAUAAGCUGAUGUUGAUUGGAAGAAGAGGUGCAGUUAUCAGCAGGAUCGCCCAGGAGGCCGGGCAGGACCUGAUGAACAUUUUCCUCUGUGAUAUCCGCCUGAAGCUCAAGGUGGAGGUGAAGAGUUGAACUCUUUGUGUAGGUUUUGACUGCCAUUGAGCUCAAGUGGAGAAACUCGUCCUGUUUUCUGCUGGAGGUAUCUUAACACCUUCGUUUAAUUCAGGAACAGAGGGAGAUGGAAUCAAGAUAGCAGGCUGAAGUAGAAUAUAUUAUUCUUUAGGGGAAUGGCCCAGAUGGUAAUAAAAUCUUCAGAUCUACAGUGUGGAACCUGGGGAUGCACAUCACAGCACCCCCAGUGCAGUUCCAGCACAUUUGCAGACUUGUCAUCUUCUUCAAGGCUGUGCCUUGCAUUCGUGCUUGGAAAUUCAGAAUGACUUGAGUCAAGAGUCUGACUCAAGAAGGGAAGGGUGGAUAUUGUGAUUCUUUGAAGUGUGAGGGAACAUCUCCUGCCUUUUAGCAAAGGCUUGCAGUGAAGGAUUAUCAGCACCCAUCUAUUACCUCUUCUGAAGGCUGAGUGAUUCCAGCAAGUAAGGCAGGAGGCAGAGGCUCCCCCAGCCCACACAGUGGUCUCAUUUUUCGCAGUGUUCCUUGCCCUGUACUCUGUUAAAGUUCAUGGGUGUGAGCACAACUGCCAGAGGAGUGAGUAUUGCCAAGGGAGGGUCUGUGCCUGUACAUACCUUGUUUUUGGUAUCGGAUGGGGUCCUGCCUUUACAUCUAUUUGGCAGUUCAGCUGAUGAAUGAAAGCUGAGGGGUUGGGUCUGAAGACUCCUUGGAGCAGCAUUGCGUAGGUGCUUGCUUUUCAUACACAGACAGAUGGCAGCCCUUUUCUUAGGGACUUGAAUAGUUUAUUGCAGGAACGUUACUACAAAGCCGUUACUCUUUGCACCAGGAUAGAAAGCUAGAGAGUGGCAGAGCUGAAGGAAAGCUUGUGGUUGGAACAGCAGCUCAGGUGGGGUUUGAGAUCAGUCUCAGGAGGCUGUACUGCAGCACUGCAUUGCAUUUACAGUGGUUUCUGGGAAGGAGCUCUGUGCUAUGUGUACCCCUGGGCUGGAGGAAGGGGGCUGCUGGGUUCUUCUGCCUGGAACCUAAACUUGUUGAGCAAGGGCUCAGUGUCCCUCUGCAAGGGGCUGCUUUACCAACCUGCACUGAGCCACCAGUACCACACCAGGAGCAUCAGGUCACCCAAAUCCACCCAAAAAAUCCUCCAAGGAGCAAGCGUUGGCUUUCCUUUACCACCAUUCCGUGAAUCCAUCUCACCCACCUAUUGUUUUUCUUUCCCUUGCAAUAAACCCAGCACCGUUCUAUUAAAACAAUCGCGCAGAUAAAGCGAGACGGUUA
This is a messenger RNA of Meleagris gallopavo (turkey), 2512 nucleotides long. The record is from RefSeq and is a predicted model, not a curated record. NCBI's taxonomy places the organism in Eukaryota, Metazoa, Chordata, Aves, Galliformes, Phasianidae.